AUGAUCGAAGACAAGACGGUUGCUGUCGAACAACUUGCAGAGGUGUCAUCAGGCCAGCUGGCAGACAUUGUACGCGACGGGCGGGUACUCCGCAUGCCGUGCACCUCAUGCGUGCCCAACAUUGAGGGCGCAUGCCUGGGCGUGCACAGCAAUGUGUCGUGUGGGCCUGCUCACUGGCACCGCGACGGCGACGCUAAGGGCCCUGCCCGAUGUUCAACGGUGCAGGUUGAUGAUGCGUUGGGCCGUAUGCAAGUCAAACACGAGACCUAUGCAACGGGACCACGCGACAUGAUCACGAUGCUGGGGCACGCGUCGGAGCUGGACCACGAAGCACCACCACCCACCCACAGGAGCGAGAUCCGCUUCUGCCCCAUCACCUUCAUCGUGUGCACCACCGUGUUUCUUCGUCACGUCCAUCAUCGUGGCCGUGUGUGGCCGGACUCCUGGGAUGCGUGCGUCGUCGAUGACAUAUCGCAACACAACCUCAUUCUCACGCUGCUGGGUCUGAUCUCCUUCAUUUUCCCGGUCGGCCGUUUCGUCUCCGCGGUGCGGUCCACCAUGCACGGCGCUGCCAACAUGAAUGUGACCGGCAUUCUCCUCUUCACCUUUGUGUCGCCUGGGCGGUACAUCGAAUACCUCGCCAAAGGCAACACCUCCAGCCUGAUGAAGGAAGAUAUAGUCAAAGGCAACCGCGUGGAGGAGCGAAUUGACACCGAGCUCGUGCAGCGCGGUGACAAACUGAAGGGUGCGGGUGAAAUGGACGAGGCCAUGGUCACGGGCGAAUCAAAGCCCGUCUCGUCUCCAAAGGCGUUAUUGUCACAAGCUGGCGGGGCGCUUUGUGUCAGGCGUCGUGUUGCUGUUGGUGUGUGGGUUGCGCUGCUGACCUCGGGUGCCGCUGACAAAUUGGAGCUCACGCGAUUGUGGCACACGUCGGCGCUGUCUCUUGCAACGGACUUCAAGACGGUCUCUGGUCGGGGCAUCUCAGCAACCGUGGACAGCAAGCAUAUUGUCAUUGGCAUGCCCAUUGUGCUAUGGGCAUGCACAUCGUGGUAUUGGCAAUCCAACGCCAUCAGCGGCAAAUCGCGGCAGACGAUGCACGAAGAUGAGGAGACGCGUGGCUGCACGGUUGUUGUGUGCUCGGCAGACGGCAACCUCCUGCCUGGGCUAUGUGAGGUCUCGCUGACACGUACAAGCCCUAAAGGUGAAGAGGCGGUGCGCCUUCUGUGCCAGCACGGCUUGCGCCUGGUCAUGCUCACACGGGCGACAACGAGGGCACUGCGCGGUCCAUCGGGGGCAGAUGUUGGCGUCGACACCGUGCUCGCAGGAGCGUGCAGGAGAUGGAGGCGAAAGGACGACGUGGUGGCAAUAGUUGGCGACAACAUCAACAUUGAGUCAGCGCACGUCGUUCUGAUGAUCAAGGACGACCUGCUUGCUGGAGGUGGUGGACACGGCGACGCGUGCGCUGCUGUUGCAUCCUGGAGCAACUCCGCUGACGUUACGCGGCUUUGCGGCUGCAGCCAUCCACUGGUCGUGGCCAGUGGCCACAUAACCAGCGACGCCAACGAUGAGUGCACACGAUUCGCCACAUCACCAGCGUCCACGUCUCGGCGAUCCAAUCCAUUGCAACAGCCACCACUUCGUCACCUUCUCCUGUGCGCCUUUGGCAUCAUUUUGGCGAGGGCCAUGGCUUCAUCGGCACCAUCAGCGUGUCUGCGAGCAGAGAUCAGCACCUGCUUUUGUCAGAAAGCCGGCAGUUUUGGCGGCGUACAGCCUGACCUCCUCCUCGUCACUCCCCCUUGCAGCAGGGCGCUCGUGCUCGCUGCCGGGUACGAUGGCGCAAAGUGUUUGGGACCUGGACGACCCCUGCCGUGUGGCCUUGAAGUCCCCGUGUGGUGGCCAGCACAAUCGAUCAGAGGCAACAGCGGGGGUGUGCACCAGCACCUGGAUGGCGAGCGCGUCCUGACCGCGCAUACCCUGGAGCAGUGGAACAUGACAAGUGUUGCCAUUGUGCUGUGGAGCAUGCGAGGCUGGCAGCCCAUCACGCAGCACCACGCCGGCCAGUGCAAGCUUCGAGUCAGCCACUUGGACACGCGACGCCAAGCACGUGCUCCUGUAUGGCCGAGCUUCGCGGUGCCGGCUGCGUAUUGUGUGCUCAGCUUCAACAUGGGCAACACCACGGCCGUCGCAAUCCACCCUGCGUCGCUCGAGCUCCCAAUCACCUCCCGUUCAAUUGACUGUGGCAGCGUUGCUGAGCUGCAGCGAGCCCUGUGCAUGUUCCCUGCCACCGUGAGCACUGCCGUGGAGGAUGCCGAGGCAGACACGCCGCCCACCUCCACCAGCGUGUCCUGGCUCGACUGCAGCACAGAGCAGUUCAUCGUGGACAAGGUGUGUGAGUUCGCCAGAGCCUUCUUCAACCCUAGCGAUGACAAGCCCUGGCAGGGAAGCCCUGGUCACUGCGCGUCGCCCCUGACGCACACACUCGUGGCAGACGUCAUCCUGCUUGUGUGCACGUUUACAAGCGAGCUUGAGCUUGCGACCUCCACCGCCGACAAGCAGUACAACCACCAGCAGCGGGCAUGA
Molecule: messenger RNA, 2580 nt
Organism: Salpingoeca rosetta
Lineage: Eukaryota; Choanoflagellata; Craspedida; Salpingoecidae
Exons: 12
Coding region: 1-2580 (859 amino acids)
Molecular function (GO): nucleotide binding
Source: RefSeq, a predicted model, not a curated record